AUGUCAGGAACUGCACCUAAUGAUCCUGCCCCUGGCGGUCACUCUCGAGAGUUGAAUCAGACACCCCUUGACUCGAACCAACACGGGCAGACCCAAAACAUCAUCGAUGAGAUAAAGGACACUGGUGGCCGGGUUGUUGAUGCCAAUCUUGGAGCGAGCAUUGAUGCAACGAAGUCAGGGAAUCUCUCCAGCCGCGUCAAUGAUAUUCUGAAUCAACCUACUAAGAGUGGUGAUGGUGGAAAGUUGUCAGCGCAACGCAAGGCAUUGGAGGUUGACGAGAAGGGCUUUAAGGUCGGAGAAGAAGGAGAUUUACAUGAUUUAGCGCACAGCAAACAGCCUUAA
Molecule: messenger RNA, 342 nt
Organism: Fusarium tjaetaba
Lineage: Eukaryota; Fungi; Ascomycota; Sordariomycetes; Hypocreales; Nectriaceae
Exons: 2
Coding region: 1-342 (113 amino acids)
Source: RefSeq, a predicted model, not a curated record